UGUUUUUCAUUAUUUAGACUAAAUUCAGAGGAUUUUCGUAAUUUACCCAAUAAUCAAUCAACCCAAAUUUGAAAUCCAGUCAACGAAGGCAAUAUAUAAAUGAGUAUGCCGACAAACCAAGUCAAUGAAUUUGAGUUGCAGAAAUAAAGAGCAAGUGGUGCUGAAAACAUAGGAGCAAACGCAUAAGAGCCACACAUCGCGCACAAAUUUAUCUGGAAGAGUGAAAUACUUGAACUCUUCUUGUUAUUAGAAAUCACAAAGUGUUUUUACAUGUUAGUGUAUGAAAAUCUGAAGAAUUAAAGAGUGCGUAUUGGUCGAUGGCUGCAGCUUACGCGGCGUUAGUUUCUCUCACUCAUACUCUUGAUCAGAUCCUCAGUCCACCUCCUCAUCACCAUUUCAUUAAUUUUGAUCGAGAUCAGAUUAAUUUUCUACGAGAAAAAGCCGAUUUCUUGAUUGAUUAUUUUCUCGAAAAUCAUUCGAACACUGGAGGAGAUCACAAAGAGAUUGAAGAUUUGGAGACGAGGAUCAGGGUUGCAGCUGAAGGAGCAGAGUAUAUCAUCGAAGACAAUGUGAUGAAUCAAAUUCUUGCAGCGGGAUCUGAAGUCGACAGAUCAGUAGAAACCUCAACAUCCAAUAAUCUCUUGUCUGAAGGUGUACGAACAGCAAUACAACAGUUCCAUUCUAUCGAGGAAGAGCUGGUGAAAAUAAAGAAAUAUGUGCAAGCUAAAAUUUCCAUAACAACGGAAGCUGCUUCGUCAUCGAGGCCUCUUCUUCCUAUUGGCGAAAACACCAUGGUGGGGUUCGACGACCACUUGAUUCAAAUAAUGGGCGCUCUCUCCACCGACGAAUCUAAUCUUCGAGUCAUCUCUAUUGUUGGAAUGGGAGGCAUAGGUAAGACUACUCUUGCCACUCAUGUCUAUAACAAACCUUUUAUCGUGCAACACUUUCAUGUUUGUGUUUGGUUUACGGUCUCCCAAGAAUAUACCGAAAAGGAGAUUCUUCUAGGCCUUUUGCGUCAGAUUAAUAAUACAAAUCGAGAUGAACAGAAGACAGGUGAUGAUGAUGAUGAUUACGAUGAUGAUGAUGAUCAACUCGGAAAUAAAUUGCACAAAACUCUGUUUGGGAGGAAGUAUUUGAUAGUGAUGGAUGACAUCUGGGAUAUCAAGGUGUGGGAGAUGAUAAACAGGUUCCUUCCAGACAAUAAUAAUGGGAGUCGAAUCAUGGUAACUACUAGGCUAUUGAGGUUGGCUAUGGAUAUUGGGUCUUGUAGCCCUUAUCAACUGAAUUUGCUAGAUGAAGAACAGAGUUGGGAUCUACUCUCCCAAAAGAUAUAUGCAGAAAAGCGUUGCCCCGUUGAAUUGGAGGAAAUUGGAAGAAGUAUUGCUAAAAAAUGCAGAGGUCUUCCUUUGGCCCUUAUUGUGAUUGCUGGUGUUCUUGCAAAGUCGAAAACAGAAAAUUGGAAGUAUGUCGAAGAAGAUGUAACUUCAGCAGUACGCAAUCAAGGUGACGAUUUCUGCAUGAAGAUAUUAUCAUUGAGUUAUAAUCACUUGCCUAUAUAUCUCAAGCCUUGUUUCCUUUACUUCGCCGCAUUUCCAGAAGAUUUUGAUAUCCAAGUGUCGAGGCUCAUCAGGUUGUGGGUUGCUGAAGGAUUUAUAAGGAAAUGUGAGCAUAAAAGCUUAGAAGAAAUUGGAGAGGAGUACUUGAAGAAUCUUAUUGAGAGAAAUCUCAUUUUGGUCGAUAAGCUAGAGCUUACUGGAGAAGUGAAGACAUGCCACAUUCACGACCUUUUAAGUGACCUAUGCCGGAUAGAAGCUCAGAAAGACAAUUUUAUUCUCACGGGAAAACUGUAUAACCACCUCGAUACGUUACCAAAUACGGAGACCAGACCUACACGCCUGAGCAUUAAUGGUGGCAAAUGGAAAGGGAUGAAACGUACGCCCUAUAGACCACCUACACGGUCUUUCUUAAGCUUCUCUUCUCGGGAUUCAACUGAUUACACUGCUCGUCGGUUUCCGUUACUACGUGUAUUGGAUGUGGUAGAAAAAUGUCCCAAAGAUGAGAUUCUACAAUUAAUGAACUCAAGAUAUGUUUCUUGCACGGGUUCGAUCUCUAUGUCGUCUUCUAUAUUAUCCCGACUUUGGAGUCUACAAACCUUAGUCGUUGUUGAUAGAGAGUUGGUUCUACCAAGUGAGAUAUGGCAGAUGCCCCAACUUCGACAUGUUGAGGGAGAUAGUAUUAUUCUUCCCGAUCCUCCACCUCCAGAUGAUGUCCACAAAAUUAUACUUCUUGAGAAUCUACAAACACUUUCUACAGUAGAAGAUUUCAAAUGCACUGAAGCGGUAAUGAAAAGAAUCCCAAAUCUGAAGAAGUUGGAAAUUAUAUGCGGGACAAUAGGAUCUAAUCGUUUAAGCAAUCUUGGACUUCUCCACAAACUCGAACAACUUAGCAUGUUAUGUUGUCCUUGUGGUGGAGAAAUUGUCUUCCCAAAUUCACUUAAAGAGCUGAGAUUACAUGGAUGCAAGAUUCCUUGGGAAGAAAUGUCAGUUAUUGGUUCGCUGCCCAACCUUCAAGUUCUCGUUCUUUUCAAAAAUGCCGCUAUAGGACAAAAGUGGAUUCCAAAUGAAGGGGAAUUCGCUCGACUGAAGUAUCUAUGGAUUCAUCAGUGUGAGUUGGAGAUAUGGGAAGCAGACAAUACACAUUUCCCAUGUCUUGAGAUUCUACGUCUUGGAUACCUAAACCUCAAGGAGAUCCCGUCAGAAUUUGCUGAAAUAUUACCACUUCAAAAAAUUCGCGUAGAUUACAAUAGAAACAAUGAUCUUAUUUUGGCAUCUGCAAAUGAAAUAUCAGAGCAACGAGAGAACCUAGGAUACGAUGGCAUUCAAGUUCUAAAUAGAGCAUUUGGAGUGCUCAGAAUUUUGGUGAAGAGAGGUAUUAAUCUUGCUGUUGGUGGCGACGGCCGCAUCGGAGAUCCUUAUGUUGUUAUCACGAUUGGCAACCAGAGGGUGGAGACUCAUGUUGUGGCGAAUGAUAUUAAUCCUGAAUGGGAUGAUGAUCUCACAAUUUGGAAUCCGAAUCAAACUCAUCCGAUUUCUCUGAGAGUGUUUGUCCUGAACAAGUUGAGAAACGUGGAUGAAAAGAUUGGAGAAGCAGAGUUUGAUAUUGGACCAUUGGUAGAAGCCGCGAACAUGUAUCCAAAUGGCCUUCCAAACGGUACAAUAAUCACAAGAAUAUUGCCUUCAAGCUCCAAUUGUCUUGCUAAAGAAAGUUUCAUUAUUUGGAUAAACGGGAUAGUAUUGCUUGACAUGCGCCUGACACUGAAAAAUAUCGAUCGUGGGGAAAUCGAACUCCGAAUCGGGUGGGUUUUUUAAUGGAAGGAGAUAUAAAACAACUAGACAAUAAAGCAACAUCAUUUGCCCUAGGAACAAGCAGUACAUUAAGAGUGCAGAUGGACUAUAAAGAAACCUAUUACACUUCAACUUUUGGGUAUAUUGUUAAUAAAAUCGUUCUUACUAGUGGUUUCAUGUCCAAAUUAUUGUGAGUUAUUUUGAACUUCAGAAUAAGAAGAUAUUU
Molecule: messenger RNA, 3570 nt
Organism: Erythranthe guttata (spotted monkey flower)
Lineage: Eukaryota; Viridiplantae; Streptophyta; Magnoliopsida; Lamiales; Phrymaceae
Product: putative late blight resistance protein homolog R1A-10
Biological process (GO): defense response to other organism
Molecular function (GO): ADP binding
Source: RefSeq, a predicted model, not a curated record